Messenger RNA from Baudoinia panamericana UAMH 10762, 2367 nucleotides. RefSeq lists its product as uncharacterized. The record is from RefSeq and is a predicted model, not a curated record. The coding region runs from base 182 to 2023 and encodes 613 amino acids. NCBI's taxonomy places the organism in Eukaryota, Fungi, Ascomycota, Dothideomycetes, Mycosphaerellales, Teratosphaeriaceae. Gene Ontology annotation, cellular component: cytoophidium; cytoplasm. The transcript has a single exon. Gene Ontology annotation, molecular function: identical protein binding; CTP synthase activity. Gene Ontology annotation, biological process: pyrimidine nucleobase biosynthetic process; CTP biosynthetic process.
GCAGAAGGGUACAUGUAGCGGGUGAAAGCUGACGCCACAGAUGUCGCGCCUAUUGUGGCGCUCGCGCUAGUAAACGCGCUGUCGCGCUUUGUUCAGAUUUCGAGAGCCGACGGGAUUUUAUCUUUCCCUCCUUCCCGACCUUUGACCAGGCGUGGGCCACCCCAAAGGUGCAGCAAACAGCAUGAAGUACGUUCUCGUAUCCGGUGGUGUCAUCUCCGGCGUGGGAAAGGGCAUCAUAGCCUCCUCCGCCGGACUUCUGCUGAAGACCUUGGGUGUCAAAGUCACGAGCAUCAAAAUCGAUCCCUACAUCAACGUUGAUGCCGGGUUGAUGAACCCAAAGGAACAUGGCGAGGUCUAUGUUCUCGACGACGGGGGAGAGGUUGAUCUGGACCUGGGCAACUACGAGCGGUACCUCAACAUUACGCUUACCCGAGAGAAUAACAUCACUCUUGGCAAGGUUUUCAUGCAGGUGAUUCAGCAGGAGAGGAAGGGUCGUUAUCUAGGCAAGACCGUUCAAGUUGUACCUCAUGUCACUGGCUGCAUCGAAGACUGGAUUGAGCGCGUUGCCAAAGUCCCCGUCGAUGACACGGGAGUUGAGCCUGAUGUAUGCAUCAUCGAACUUGGUGGAACAAUCGGCGACAUCGAAGGCAUGGCCUUUGUUGAAGCCUUAGCCGAGCUGCGACGAAAUUGCCCGAGGGACGACUUCAUGCAGAUUCACGUGUCAUAUAUCCCAGUGGUGCACGGCGAGCAGAAGACAAAGCCAACACAAAUGGCAAUCAAGGCCGUCAGAUCCGCUGGUCUGAUUCCAGACUUGAUCGCGUGUCGUUGCGAACAUCCACUGGAACAAAGCACCAUCGACAAGGUUGCUCGGUUCUGCCAAGUCCCCAAUCAGUCCGUUCUUGCGGUCCGAGACAUGCCUUCUACGUAUCAGGUCCCAAUUCUACUCGCUGAGCAGCAACUUGUGUCAUUGAUGACCUCGUACCUACGACUUGAUGGACUCAACAUCUCACCAGACUUACAGAAGCGAGGAGCACAGGUUUGGGACACGUGGAGGAGCUUAACUCAUGACGUCCACCGUCUCAUGGAGACCGUCACGAUUGUGCUUGUUGGCAAGUACUUAGAGCAACCGGACUCGUACUUAUCCGUCAUUCGAUCUCUCGAGCACGCUGCCAUGCGAUGCCGGCGAAAGCUGGUGAUUAAGUACGUUGAUUCUGAGGCACUGGAGCGCAGAGAUCAGAAGACAGAGCGGAAGGACAUCGAGGAGUGGGAUCCUGUCAAAUACCACAAGGCUUGGCACGACGUCUGCACUGCAGCUGGAAUUCUAGUGCCUGGAGGUUUCGGCAAGCGAGGUAUCGAGGGCAUGAUUGCUGCCGCCAACUGGGCGCGGGAGAACAAGGUUCCCUAUCUUGGCAUUUGCCUGGGCAUGCAAAUUGCGGUCGUGGAGUUUGCACGGUCGGUAUGCGGUAUCCCACUGCCUCAGGCUGCUUCCUCUGAGGUCGAGAAGACCGAGGACGAGGAUGAGAACGCAGAUGAUGACCGAGACAGAGUCAUCAUCCGCAUGCCUGAGCACCAUGGGAGCGAAAUGGGCGGUACCAUGCGCCUCGGGCUUCGCAGCACUGUCUGGCAACCAGACACGGAAUGGAGCAAGCUUCGCGCCCUGUACGGCCUGGAGAACGAGUCCAUUAACGAGCGGCACCGCCAUAGAUACGAGGUCAACCCAGCAUACAUCGAGCAGCUGCAGCGAAAGGGCCUCACCUUCAUCGGCAAGGACGAAACAGGUGUUCGGAUGGAAGUCAUCGAGCUCCGGGACCACCCAUGGUUCGUUGGCGUUCAGUUUCAUCCCGAGUACCUCAGCCGAGUGCUGCACCCUUCAAAGCCAUAUCUUGGCUUCAUCGCGAGCGCGGCUCGCAUGUUGGCUGAUAUCACAUGCGGCGAGAACGGUGCGCCCGUUUCAGCGAUAUACGAAGAACUCAAUGGACACAGGACGAAUGGGUUGGUCAACGGCGAGAAAGCGGCGUUUUAACCUCGAUAUGCUUCCUCGCAACAGGAUUAUGGCUGGCGUCGGAAGGAGGGAGGCUGAUACCACGCGGCGCAUUGGAUCAAGCUGCGGACUUGGUGUGGCCAUUUUCUAAGCAUGGAGUUUGCGCUGUGUGUUAUUGCGCAGAGGCAGACGAUGCCCACGGAGGGGUGGAUCUGGAAAGGAGUUGCACGUAUAGAUCGCCAGCCUUACAGCUUGGUAUGUUAUGAUGAACCUUUGUCAAGCUCAUUGUUCACGCAAGGCUCGGGGUAGGAGAAAGGGUGUAAGAGUCAGCAAGUGUGAGAUUCAAUGGCAUAAAGCUCCACGUCACACUCAUCGUUCAUUUGAAG